Messenger RNA from Leptonychotes weddellii (Weddell seal), 1583 nucleotides. Lineage: Eukaryota; Metazoa; Chordata; Mammalia; Carnivora; Phocidae. The record is from RefSeq and is a predicted model, not a curated record.
AUGGAAGCUAUAUCCACGGAUGCUCCGGAAUGUUGCUGAAGUAGACCUGUCGACUUCCAUUUUGGGGCAGAGGGUCAGCAUGCCAAUAUGCGCUGGGGCUACUGCCAUGCAGUGCAUGGCUCAUGAAGAUGGGGAGCUUGCAACCGUGCGAGCCUGCAGGUCCCUGGGAACUGGAAUGAUGCUGAGUUCAUGGUCCACCUCCUCCAUUGAAGAAGUGGCAGAGGCCAGUCCCGAGACACUACGAUGGCUGCAAUUAUACAUCUACAAGGAUCGUGAGGUCACUAAGCAACUAGUGCAACGUGCUGAGCGAAAGGGCUACAAGGCCAUAUUUUUGACGGUGGACACUCCUUACCUGGGGAACCGCUUUGAUGAUGUGCGUAAUAGGUUCAAGCUACCACCUCAACUCAGAGGUGCUAACAUUUUUGCCAAGGAAACUGUCACUACUAUUCUAGACCUAACCGUUGUUGCCUUUUUUCAUACAAUGGCUGUCUUGCUCUUUUCAGGUGAUGAUGCCCGGGAGGCAGUUAAACAUGGCUUGAAUGGGAUCUUGGUGUCGAAUCACGGGGCUCGACAACUUGAUGGGGUGCCAGCCACUAUUGAUGCUCUGCCGGAAAUCGUGGAAGCUGUGGAAGGGAAGGUAGAAGUCUUCCUGGAUGGCGGUGUUCGGAAAGGCACUGAUGUUCUGAAAGCUCUAGCCUUGGGAGCCAAGGCUGUGUUUGUGGGGAGACCGAUCAUCUGGGGCUUGGCUUCCCAGGGAGAGAAAGGUGUUCAAGAUGUCCUCGAGAUACUAAAGGAAGAAUUCCGAUUGGCCUUGGCUCUGAGUGGGUGCCAGAAUGUGAAAGUCAUCGACAAGACAUUGGUGAGGAAAAACGCUUCGGCCGUUUCCAAGAUCUGACAGUGCACAAUAUUUUCCCAUCUGUAUUAUUAUUUUUUUUUUUCGGCAUGUAUUGCUUGACAAAGAGACACUGUGCAGAGAGUGACCACAGUCUGCAAUACCCCACUUCAACACAAAGGGUGUCGUUCUUCUCCAACAAAAUAGCAAUCCCUUUGAGCUCAUUGCUUUUGACUUUUCAAUGGGUGUCCUAGGAACCUUUUAGAAAGAAAUGGACUUGCAUCCUGGAAAUAUAUUAACUGUUAAAAAGAAAACAUUGAAAAUGUGUUUAGACAACGUCAUCCCCUGGCAGGCUAAAGUGCUGAAAAACAAAAGAUAGCCUUUGGUAAAAUGGAAGGUAGCUACCCAUGAGGUAAAAAGAUAAUGAUCUCACUGUUUAUUAACCUGCAUUGUGUUUAGAUAUCCUUAAAGCAGUGUUCCUAAAUUGUAAGCUAGGGUUCAAAAGGUUGGACAUGACUAGAGAAACAGGAGAUUUAGAUUCCCAACGCUGAGGAGUCAGCUCUUGAUAGAAUUGGGACGAGUUGGUGGUAACUGGUGACUUUCUAGAUACUUUUUAACACCCUGACUUAGGCUACUUCUUUGAAUGUAGGUUUCUGUUCCCAUCUUUAGUGUCUGCAUCUAUCUGCAUAUUUUAUGAUACAUAUAUUACUUCUUAAUCAGAAACAAAUAAAGCAUUUUUGAAAAGAAUAUA